Molecule: messenger RNA, 1997 nt
Organism: Solanum tuberosum (potato)
Lineage: Eukaryota; Viridiplantae; Streptophyta; Magnoliopsida; Solanales; Solanaceae
Product: protein FAR1-RELATED SEQUENCE 5
Exons: 3
Coding region: 897-1682 (261 amino acids)
Source: RefSeq, a predicted model, not a curated record
UGGUUUCCCCUGUAUUUGGGUAUUUUUUUUUAAUUCUCUGUAUACUGAGUGCUGGAGUUUAUGUUUUAGGCUGAAAGUUACAGCUUCUUAUGUGUUUGGGACAGUAUUAAUUUGGAAUUUGUCUUUUGAAUUUUGAAUCAGUUAUGCUUUUGGUUACCAAUUAUUUAAGUUAUUGAAAAGAUAUGAUUUUUUUUUGCCCCAUUAGCUUUUUAACUGUGAUGCUUAGAGAACUCCUAGCUUUUAAGAAGCCUUUGGACAUAUUAGCAAACAUUGGAGUGAAAUGGACCUAGAUGGAGUGGGAUGAGUUUUGAGGAUUUGUAUGGCAAUUCUGAACUAGUUUAGGAUUGAGGCAUAAUUAUUGUUUUUGUUGUAUAAAGAAGGGAGUAUUUGUUUAGUUGGGGAUUUGCUGCUGCAAGAGUGAAUGAUCUUCAUCAAGGAUAACUUAAUCCAAAAGAAGUAAAACCAUAGAGGAUAAACUAACGUAUAAGGCUGACUAUGGAGAUAUAAGUCAAGAGGAGGACUCUUUAUGGAGAAGAAUUAUCACAGCAAAAUAUGGAAAAAGUGAUUGCUGGUGCACUAACCGAGUUAGUUCUCCACAUGGUUAUGGACUGCGGAGAUAUAUUACAAGUUUAUUGCCUAAGUUUCGAAUACAUACUUUUCUGUAGGUUUUGGAUGGCCAGAAAUUAGGUUCUGGAAGGAUAUUUGGUUGGGAGAUCUUUCGAUUGGCGAUUCAUCCUGAUGUAACUAUAGUUCAUUGUAGAGCUUGAAAGAGUUUGGAGCAUCUCAUUUAGAAGGAAUUGCCAAGGCCCGAGAGUUUAGAGGACUUGAUUAAGCUUAUCACCAGAUUAGAAGGUAGCAACUGGCUGACCAGCGGGAAAGAUUUUUUGAGAUGGCUCAUGAUAGAAAGGCCUUAUAGGUUAAAUCAAGUGGACUUUGUGGUUGAUGAUCACGUCAGUGGUGAUGAGGAAGAGGGAACAGUUGUGGAACUCAGAACAGUAGAUGAAAAUUUGAUUGGAGGAAGUUCCAGUGAGGAGGCACUUCAUCAGGUGCAUGAUGUCAAGGUGGAUGAAGACCUUCCUGAAAGGGAAGACCUUUUAUUAGAAGAAGCACAAUCUCUGGAUAAUUCAACUUCAGAUGAACCUUUCGUUGGCCUGGAGUUUGAAUCUGAAGCUGCUGCACAUGCAUUUUAUAAUGCAUAUGCAACAAGGGUGGGUUUUAUCAUCCGGGUUAGCAAGCUUUCACGAUCUAGGCGCGAUGGCUCCGCCAUUGGUCGAGCACUUGUUUGCAACAAGGAGGGUUUUAGAAUGCCUGAUAAGCGGGAAAAGAUUGUGCGACAGAGAGCAGAAACUAGGGUUGGUUGCAGAGCAAUGAUAUUAGUUAGAAAAAUUAGCUCUGGAAAAUGGGUUGUCACAAAAUUUGUCAAGGAGCACUCUCAUCCAUUGUGCCCAGGCAAAGGUCGUAGGGACUUGAUCUAUGAUCAAUAUCCGAACGAGCAUGACAAAAUCCGGGAGCUAUCUCAACAACUGGCAGCUGAGAAAAAGCGAUCUGCAACAUAUAAGAGGCAUUUGGAAAUGAUAUUCGAGCACAUUGAGGAGCACAAUCAAUCUUUGUCCAAGAAGAUCCAAGAUAUUGUACACAAUGUAAGGGAGUUGGAGUCCAGAGAUCAACAUCAUCAUAGAUAGUUUUAGCUUAAUUUGCCUUUGUUGAUAUUAGUGUAGAACCUAAGUUCAGUAAAGAUCAUAAUGAUUAUUGUCUUGGCUUGCCUUUUUCUCUCUCUGUUAUCCUUUUCAUUUUCUUUGGGAAGAGUAUGAAAAAUUUAAGAUCAGAUCAUAUCUUAUUUUCACUUUUUUCUUUUCCUUUUCCUUUUGGGUAGAAUUGUGGAAAUGUAGGAAAAAUUGGCACAGAAUGUCUACUUCUGGUGCUUCCAUUGUAACAUUCUUUUGGAAAGUUGGAGUCAUUUUUUUCCAUUUUUGUAAAAUCUCAAGUCCAUUUCAUUA